Molecule: messenger RNA, 198 nt
Organism: Cylicostephanus goldi
Lineage: Eukaryota; Metazoa; Nematoda; Chromadorea; Rhabditida; Strongylidae
Source: the annotation of a GenBank genome assembly
AUGGCAGAAAAACUGCUGACUGAAACUAACUAUAUAACAGCGUUGAACUACGGUGGCAUAGGAACAGUCGUCGGACAUGAAAUUACACACGGCUUUGAUAAUGGUGGAAGUUUAUAUGACGCCUAUGGCAAUCUUCGCGAAUGGUGGAAUGAGGACGCAAAGAAAAAUUAUGAGCAGCGAGCUCAAUGUCUUAUCGAC